GGCACAGAGUCAGGGAGGAGGGGUGGGGAGGGGAGAGGGACCCGGAUGCUGAUGCUGACCGAUGAGGAGAAGGAAGCUCGAGAGAGGGAGGAGGAGGAGGAGGAGGAGUGUGAGAGGUGGGGGAAAAAAAGAGAAAGAGAAACGGGGGUGUUACGGGCAGCAGUGGAAGUGAAGAGGCCAUCCCGUCAGUGAUGGACACUCCUGUGGCUGCGGACAAGUUCUGACGACCUGAACCUCUGCAGAGCCAGUUUUAUUUUUUAUUAUCGUUUGAAUAAUUAGUGCGGGAGACAGGAGGCGGGAGGAGAUGCGGUGAUAUCAUGAGCAGAGCCGGCCAGGGAGACAGAAAGAGAGACAGAGAGGAAGAGAAGGAGGGAGGAAGAGGGCGCACGGGGAGGAGAGGCGGGGAGUCGGCUGCCACCAGGCCAGCUGAGGAUGCUUGUUGUUUCCACAAACGGGAUUAAUCACCGGGCCGAGCGCUGAUCCUCCUGCCGCACAUCGAGCACCUCUCCCGGCUGCAGCUGUCCCGGCCGAGGGCGCGUUCCGUCUGCGUGUCUGGGGCCGGUCUGCCGGAGGCUGUUUGCCUUUUUACAUGCUCUCCCCCCUCUUCCUCUAUUUCCUGAUGCAGGGCCGGGGAGGGGUGAGCCAAAGUGUGCACCGGAUAUUGGAAAACCCAUUCUUCUUGCUGAUGCUGUUGUGAUAAUAGAUUAUUAUCUGGACAACGACGCAUCUGCACAGAAAGGCAGAUCCUGAGCGAAGCAGGCCUGGCUUUGAGGAGCGAGGAGAAGGGGAAUGUUUGAGCCUGGGAGGAUGAUGGAAACAUUUUUGGACGGCAGCAGCAGCAGCAGAGAGGAGGGGGGUCCCUGAUAUCGAUCAGAGAAUGGAUUCAAUCAGGGCAUUCUGACUUGGGAUAUUUGAGACUCAGCUCUUACAGAAAUCAAUCCGUGGCAAAUGUAGCCUUCCUGCCCGGGUCUGAAUGAGAUCUUUCUUUUCUGCUCCACUUUUGGCCAGCUGCAUAAGCUACACGGGAUCAAUCAGCUUUAAACGACUGUUAUUUAUAGCAGGGGGUGGGUUGGAUGUGACUGUAUCUCCCAUCACUGGCACCGGUCAAACCUCACGCGUCCUCCUCGCUCUCAUCUUUUCUACCUUCCCUCUGAGUGAUGCUGCUUUCUGUGCUGUGCUGACAGAGACACACGCCGGGACAGACUUUAUUCUAGGCCUUACAGAGUGGAAACUGGGCCGGUUCUCACUCCCAGCACGGACCUGGCCGCAUGACAAACAAGUGCAUGGGAGUAGCCUGCUGGGCCCGGCUUUAGAUCACGACCAGUCCUCCGCACCUCUCCUCUCCUCUCCGCCGCCUGUGAUGUGCGUUACGGCAUUACGCACGGAGCAGGAGCCACCGCGAUCUUGAUCUGCCUUAUAUCAGGAAGAGAAUUUCACCUCGGGAAGGAUGAGCAGCAAGGAGCUGACGGUGGGCCAGUCCAGCCAGUAUGUGGGGCCUUACCGGCUGGAGAAGACCCUCGGGAAGGGACAGACAGGACUGGUGAAGUUGGGCGUCCACUGUAUAACAGGACAGAAGGUGGCCAUAAAGAUUGUCAACAGAGAGAAACUCUCUGAAUCCGUUCUAAUGAAGGUGGAGAGAGAAAUAGCUAUUCUUAAACUAAUAGAGCACCCUCACGUUCUGAAGCUGCAUGAUGUCUAUGAGAAUAACAAAUACCUGUACCUGGUUUUGGAGCAUGUGUCCGGCGGAGAGUUAUUUGACUACCUGGUGAAGAAGGGCAGGCUGACCCCCAAAGAGGCCAGGAAGUUCUUCAGACAAAUCAUCUCUGCCCUCGACUUCUGCCACAGUCACUCCAUAUGUCACAGAGACCUGAAGCCUGAGAAUCUUCUCCUGGAUGAGAAGAACAACAUCAGGAUAGCUGACUUCGGCAUGGCCUCGCUACAAGUCGGGGACAGCCUGUUGGAAACCAGUUGCGGAUCUCCACAUUACGCCUGCCCAGAGGUCAUCAGGGGUGAAAAGUACGACGGUCGCAGGGCAGAUGUUUGGAGUUGUGGAGUCAUCCUCUUUGCUCUUCUUGUGGGUGCCUUGCCCUUUGACCAUGAUAACCUGCGGCAGCUUCUAGAGAAAGUGAAGAGCGGGGUGUUCCACAUGCCUCACUUUAUACCUCCCGACUGCCAAGCGUUGCUCAAAGGAAUGAUAGAAGUCAACUCUGAUAAGAGACUCACGCUAGAAGCAAUACAGAAACACCCCUGGUACCAGGGUGGUCGUAACGAGCCUUGCCCGGAGCAGCCGCCUCCUCGCCGGGUGUGUGUGAAGAGGAUCCUGUCCCUAACAGACCUGGACCCUGACGUCCUGGAGAGCAUGUACUCGUUAGGCUGCUUCAGAGACCGGGUCAAACUCACACAGGACCUUACAAGUGAGGAGGAGAACCAGGAGAAGAUGAUCUACUACCUCCUGUUGGACAGGAAGGAGCGCUACCCCAGCUGUGAAGACGAGGAUCUGCCGCCCAGGAAUGACCUGGACCCUCCCAGGAAGCGUGUGGACUCCCCGAUGCUGACGCGUCACGGCCGCUGUCGUCCAGAGAGGAAGAGCCUGGAGGUCCUCAGUGUCACAGAGCAGGGGUCUCCCACCCCACCUCGCAGGGCUCUGGACACUAAUGCACACAGCCAGAGGUCUCGUUCAGUCAGCGGAGCGUCCACAGGUCUGUCCUCCAGUCCUCUCAGCAGUCCCAGGAGCCCGGUCUUCACUUUCAGCCCAUCUGAAGUCACCUCCGCUUCCUCCUCCAAAGACCCCAAACCAGGAAGUGCCACCACCUCUCGGCCCACCCGCCCAGCACCAGACCCCAAAACACAGACCCUGCCCUCAAAGGGCCCCGCUGACCGUCCCCAGCUCCACUCCAUGAAGUCCCUCCCCCUUCAGACUCCACGCUCUCCCUCCCCAUCACCUUCCCCUCUCCUCUCCCCCAUCCCACGCUUCUUCAACUUCCCCUCUCCAUCUGUCUUCAAGUCUAAGAACGUCCACUCGUCCUCUAACUCCUCUGCCACCCCUCCUCCUGUGUCGCAGGUUACGCCGCAGGGCUCACCGCUGCCCACCCCGCUGGGCACGCCUGUGCACCAAAUCCAACACCCUUCCUCCACCACCCCUCCCUCCUCUUCCUCCUCGUCUUCUUCUUCCAGAGCGGACGGAGCCGGCGGGGCCUCGCUCUCGUUGACGCCGCCCUCCAGCCCCGGUGGCAGUGGCGGUCUGGCCGCCUCGAGCUCCGCCCACUGGAGAACAAGGCUCAACUCGUUCAAAAACAACCUGCUGGGCUCGCCGCGCUUCCAUCGGCGCAAACUGCAAGUCCCCACAUCAGAGGACAUGUCCAGUUUGACUCCAGAGUCCAGUCCAGAACUGGCGAAGAAGUCCUGGUUCGGUAACUUCAUCAGCCUGGAGAAAGAGGAGCAGAUCUUUGUGAUGAUUCGAGACAAGCCGCUCAGCUCCAUCAAGGCCGACAUCGUCCACGCCUUCCUCUCAAUCCCAUCCCUCAGCCACAGUGUGGUGUCUCAGAACAGUUUCCGAGCAGAGUACAAAUCCUCCGGCGGCCCCUCGGUCUUCCAGAAACCUGUCAAGUUCCAAGUGGACAUCGCUUUCUCCGAGGGAGACAGGGAGCGAGAGAGGGAACGAGCAGAGAGGGAAGGAAGACGAGAGAUGGGCAUCUACAGCGUCACCUUCACUCUAAUAACAGGUCCCAGUCGCAGAUUUAAGAGAGUGGUGGAAACCAUUCAGGCUCAGCUGCUGAGUACUCAUGAUCAGCCUUCUGUGCAGGCACUGGCUGAUGAGAAGAACGGUCAGCUUUCCCGCCAGCCCAGCACUCCUUCUCGCCAGAACUCCCGGCGUUCCGAGAGCGGAUCGGAGCGGGAGCGGGGGGAGAAGGAGCGUGUGGCAGAUGGGGGCAGCGGAGGGAGCGGGAGCAGCAGCGGGACGUCCUUACAAAGGCGAGGGUCGGGGAAAGACAAGACCAGACUCCUGUCGUCGUCCAACGGGACGCAGUCUCAUCCCUGAAAAGAAUGUUGUGGAAGAGAGGCGAGGGUCGUCCGCCUGGCCUUUUUCUCUUCCUCCCCUCAGUCCUUCCCACAUUCUUUCCUUCCCUACUCCCUUACUUCCUGCCUUGCUUCCCGCCAUGAUUCCAAAGCAAUGGGAUGGAGGAGGGGGAAGUUUUCCCUUGAAGCUGAUACGACAGAGAUUCCCCACACAGCAGAAAUGUAUAUUAGUGGGGGCGGCGGAGGAAGGUGGUCUCUAGUUAGCCUUCAAGGGCAGCUUCACCCCGCAGUCUGAAGACAGGAUGUCUGAAAAGUCCCACCGUACCAGAGAAAUACAGGAAAAGCUCACAGCGAGGUAAACACGUAGUUCAAGAAAGCACAUGACCUUCUCACCGACCAAUCACACGCAACACGAAUCCAACAGGAGACCUCCCGUCAGUCAGUCAGAACGGCACAGGAAGUCACCGUCCAACAGCAGAGCCCCUUAACUCUCAUUGUCACCUGUCACCUGGAUCAUCAAGUCUCCUCAGCACCAAACACGAUGACAGGAAGUCCGCUCUCCUCCUCCUCCUCCUCUCAGCUGAAGAGUUCUCAAGCAAAGCAACACCAUGAGGACGUGUUGGAGACAGACGUUCAGAAAGAGUCUGGAUUUAGACGCAAUUGUUAAAGUGGAUCUUUAGAUGUUUAAUAAUCAGGAGUCUGAGAGCAGAGAGAAGUCAGAGAGUGAAUCUGACGUGGGCUACGUCAUGUCGCCCUACAGCUCGGUGAAUUUCAAAAUAAGACGAGUUUCCUUUAGUGUUUGAGAGGAAGCAUAAACCCCCACAAUUAUCUCUGAAUUCCACUGAUAAAGCUAUGAUACCGUAUUGCCUUUAACGGAGGAGAAAGUGGAUAGGUAGUUAGAUUUAGCCCCAUUUUAAGGACACACGUCGCACCACAGGUAGAAUGUCUCAGAGUGGAAACUCCCACAGACGGAGAUGAACAGAUAGAUGGAGACGAAGCAGAGCAUAGUUAGAAACAGGAGCAGCCUAGAUCUUAAAAUAACGUAUGCUGCAUUUCCACUGCGUGACACAGCAUGACUCUACGCAUCUCGACUCUAUCUUGAAGUUGUGGAUCGUACCUGAUACUUGUUUUGGUCCCACCUCAGUUCAAAGCGAGCAGAGCUUAUAUUUAAAGGUGGAGUUAAAACACUGAAAACUGCUGAUUGGUCAGAGAGAAAUGUCAGUAUAACUAUAAACUAUAAAAAACAGCUUGAAAUGAGCCAUGACCAAACCUCAGCAUCAUUUUGAGAAUAUUUUUGCUAAUUUUUGAAAUUGAAAUUCUGAUUAAAACGCUUUAACACCCAGUACGUUCCUGUGCACAGUGAAGUGUUUCUACAGUCCCAGCUGGACGAGGACAUCUAACUGGCCUACUGUCCUUGUCCCAGUAUACAAGCACGGGAGGGGAAUCCAUUUAUUGAGCCAAGUAUGUGCGACUCCUCUACGAUAGGUGGAGAUAUGCCCCCUUUCAGCUUGUUAGUAUUGGACCUUUUUCCCGUUGACCUAUUACGUCACAGACCAAACAAUGGACACACAAGUUAGCUACGGUUAGCUAGCAGCUAACUGCUACCAUGGUGGACAACUUUACAGCUAAUGCUUUAAUGCUAUUGGACUUCCGGGUCAAAGCCCGGGGCGGAAACUGUGGAGCAUGCUCAGAGCGCCUCGGCCAGUUUGGGUCUGAUUGAAUGUGAGAAAUUCAAUUUUAUCAGUCAGAGUAACACAAUGAAUCCGUCAUGUAAAGGUACUGAGCACCACCUGCAGGGCAGGCCAGAGGAAACAAGGCAGUCAGUAGCUGUGUUUCCAUCCAAAAGUGAUUUGAAUCAUUGGGAAAUGCGCAUUAAAAGAAAUACGAACGGAUACGGACUUUGGUGAAAACUACGAACUUGUGCGAGUUUUCCGCAGAACCGGAAACAAAACAAGUCUCGCAUUCUUCUUCUUCUACGUUUUCUGGCGGUUGGCAACCAGCUUGUAAAUGCAUUACCGCCUUCCCGACCCAGAGUGUGGAUAUCACCAUGGAGAGAGGUGCGCUAUGUCAGACUUAAUUCGAACAUAACUGUUUCCAUCCCCCGUUUUGCGAAUCAACAUUUUUUCGAAUCAACCAAAACCCUGCUAAAGCGAGUGUGGUUCUCAGCUGGUGGGUCGUGUUUCCAUUCUGAACGAACUGCAAGUGACUUGCCAAUGUGUCAAGUUUGUAAAAAAGAAAGGACGGCAGAGGAGAUACCUGCACGCCAACAUAACUGGGCCACAAGAAGGUCUACAGGCUGAGAUCAGUGCAAAAGCAGUCUAUUUAUUUAAGACAUCUGUGCACAGCAACAGAUACAGAGCGAGUGAAAACAGCAGCAAACGUUCAGUCCUCGACUGUUUUUUGUGAACAAGUGAGUCGAGUCGAAUCAUGCAGUGGAAAUGAGGCGUUAGAGUCAAUACAGCGUCCACACACCACAUGUACACUGAGAGAGUUUUCUUCUCCUGUCCCCCUGCAGCACAUUAUUGGCUUUAAAAUGGAAUAAAAUGAAAAUGAAAUCUCUGUAUCAUCGAAUGCAAAUGAAAACCUUGUGUUGGGUGCUCAUGGAGAACAAGAAACAACCGGAUACACAGGAGGGAAAUCCGAAAAUACAGAAAACCAGGAAGGAAGUAUUAAAAAGCCUUUAUUGUAGUGACUGAAUCAUUAACAUGUUUGGACCUCUGCAGGUCUUUACUGAGGCUUUAGAAAAAGUUUUUACAUCUGUUUCACAAGUUUCUGAAAACACCACAAAGCAAACAAACAUUCUUUGUAAAUGCAGAUAAACCAGGCAGUGAAAUAACGAAGCUACACAGUGCAAACACAAAUACAUGGGCUUAAACCAGGGUGUUGAAACGAAAUGAAAAUACAUAUAACAAUAAAGAUAAACCAGGGUACAAGCGUACAGAUGAAGAUGUAUAUUCAGUCAGAGGAUUUGGGGAAUAAAAUUUUAUAAUUUUCCAUAAUAUAUGGAUAUAUCCGCAUAUCGGCCAAAUAUCCAACAUCCUGCAUCCCUACUAGUCAGCUGAUUCACUUUUGCUGUGUUAGAUAUUUUUUCUGCCUACAUACAGCUGCCAGGACAAAUACACACAUUUGAUUCGGCUCACUCAGACAGCUCAGUCCAUCACAGCACAGUUUGGAGACGAGGAGUGAUUCCAGUGACCUCUAACCCUCCUCAGUGUACAUUUGGGGUGUGACUGUUUUAUAAGAGACCUGACAAAAGUCCGAACCUGUCCUUUACCUGAAACCACAAUUCAUGUCCGUCAAAUUACAGCCAUUGACGAUGAUGACAAAGUAGACUUAGAAUAAAGAGAGGCUGGUCGAACGAGACAACCGAGCUUUUUAGACCCACAAUUAGUCAACUGAAACCUUCCUGCGUUCCUCUGUGUUUAACAAUAGACGCAGGGCGACGCCAAAGCCCCAACAAAAGCCUGUUCUGCCUCUGAAAGGAGACGUGGAGGGAGGACGGAGGGACGCAGGUAGAGAUGAACAUUACACGAGGAGGAAAAAGAACUGGAGAGGAAAAAUGAAGCCACACAUAAAGAAUGAAACUUAGCCUGUUUUUAUUUUUCCAUACCUUCGUUUUUUCUACGCCGCUCCCGUCUGUCUGUCUGUCUGUCUGUCUGUCUGUUUCUUUAUGUUCGCCACCAGCAGGGUCGCGGGCGGCGCCACCAAUGUGAAUGUCAGAAACUCUUUUGAAAUUAUUGCAAGAGUGUAAACAUACUUUUGUUCCAUAUAUUUAUUGCAGAUGUAUUUAUUUAUUUAUUUAUUUGCCAUGUAUUUGUUGAGAGUGUGAUUUUUUAUUUUCAUGAAUGGGAAAGCAGGCGAUGGGUGAAGACGGGGAAAUGUUACUUUCAAGAUGUCUGACACGUCAGAGCAAACCAGCUGAACUCCUCUCCUCUUUCUUUUCUGAAAAACCUCCCAGCUCUACGUCGUGUUUUUAACCCUGUUAGUUUGGUUUAUUUAGCACCGCCGGCGACCACAGCUGUUCACAUGUUUAGCUUCAUGUGGAGGACUGUUGUGCGUUACCAGAGGGUGUUUAUCAGCGCUGAGGUAUUCGCUCCUUCAGGCAGUUGUUC
Messenger RNA from Epinephelus fuscoguttatus (brown-marbled grouper), 8129 nucleotides. RefSeq names its product serine/threonine-protein kinase BRSK2-like. Lineage: Eukaryota; Metazoa; Chordata; Actinopteri; Perciformes; Serranidae. Gene Ontology annotation, biological process: microtubule cytoskeleton organization; intracellular signal transduction; protein phosphorylation. Gene Ontology annotation, molecular function: ATP binding; tau-protein kinase activity; protein serine/threonine kinase activity. Gene Ontology annotation, cellular component: cytoplasm. The transcript is spliced from 20 exons. The record is from RefSeq and is a predicted model, not a curated record. Bases 1448 to 4039 code for a protein of 863 amino acids.